CUCCAAAUUACGUGUUGGCCCACGUGGAGAAAUCCCAUUCACAUAGACGAGCUGUGGCUCGCCCUUUUGCUCCUGGUUCGAACCAAAAGUUCGAAACCACGAUUAAUACAGAACAGAGCUUAGCUUAGCUUCAAAUUGUCCUUGAAAGCUCUCUAUAGAAAGCUUAUUUAAAUCUUACUCUCUUUCUCUCCACAAAGCCAUGGCAAGCACAAGUACACUAAUGCCAUUUACAAAGCUGAAUAAUAGGUAUCUUUUUCAAAGUGCCACACAGAAGAAUAACAUUUGUACUCCACCUUCACUGAAUAUACUUUUUCGUAGACCAAACAAAUUUUAUGGGAUAAACUCAGAUAGGUUUGUUGUAUUUUCUCGUUUCAAUGGCCCAAUUGACGAUAAAAGCCCCUUGCUCAACGAUGAUGUCUUUAUUUCUUCCAGCAAUGGUAGUUCCCAGCUCAAAGUUCAUUCAAGUAUGUGGAAGUGGAGGGGUUAUUCAAUCCGAUAUCAGUAUUCAGGAACCAGUGGCCCUGCAUUAGUAUUGAUCCAUGGUUUUGGAGCUAACAGUGAUCACUGGAGGAAAAACAUUUCUGUUCUUGCGAAAUCGCAUAGGGUAUACUCGAUUGAUCUAAUCGGUUAUGGAUAUUCAGAAAAGCCGAAUCCUCGACAAUUUGGGGACACUUCGUUCUACACGUUUGAGACUUGGGGAACCCAACUUAACGAGUUCUGUAAAGAAGUGGUUAAGAGUGAAGCAUUUUUCAUUUGCAACUCUAUUGGAGGAGUUGUUGGUCUUCAGGCUGCAAUAAUGGAACCGAGUAUUUGUAAAGGAAUCAUGCUUCUAAAUAUAUCUCUUAGGAUGCUUCAUAUUAAAAAGCAGCCAUGGUUUGCAAGACCAUUCAUAAGAUCAUUUCAGAAUUUGUUGAGAAAUACAGCCAUUGGUCAGUAUUUCUUUAAAACUGUUGCCACUCCAGAAGCAGUGAGGAAUAUCCUCAGCCAGUGCUACCAUGAUACUUCCCAAGUGACAGAUGAACUAGUUCAAAGCAUCCUUCUCCCGGGACUCGAGCCUGGCGCUGCAGAUGUGUUCCUUGAGUUUAUUUGUUACUCGAGUGGCCCUCUACCGGAGGAAUUAUUGCCUCAAGUGAAGUGUCCUGUUUUAAUAGGAUGGGGUGAUAAAGAUCCUUGGGAACCUAUUGAACUUGGAAGAGCCUAUCAGAGCUUUGAUUCUGUAGAAGACUUUGUUGUGCUUCCAAACGUCGGCCAUUGCCCUCAGGUACUUCUCUCUGCUCAUUUUUUGUUGGUAUUCCAUCAAUAUUCAUGGAAUUGGAAUAAGUUUCAAAAUGAAGUAAAAAGUUUAGAAUUAGCAUACAUAUUUUACAAACUCACUCUUCCCUUACUUGGGACACAUCUUGUGUUGCUGGUGUGCAUACAGGAUGAAGCACCUAAUCUUGUGAACCCUCUGGUGGAGUCAUUUGUGGCACGCCAUGCUACGUCUUCAACCGCAAAUCUUGUGCCAAAAACAGCCUCAUCAUAGCCUGUUGCAUCGUCAAAAACCAUUUUGAGCACUGUUGUGUUAAUCUGCACUUUAGACACCCUGGUUUAGUCUAGUGCACUCUAAACCUCUAGCCAUAAUAUUCAAUGCAGCACCCUGUAAACUUUAUUGUACAUUUUCUUUUGCUAGGAAUUAAAUUUUGCUCUGAUAUUGUAUAUAAAUUGUACUAAAAAGAAGAAAAAAACACUGAACUAUUACAUAAGAUCACAUAAUUUAUUGGAAAGUUCCUUAGUGGGGGAGUGAAAAAUCCCACCCGA
Messenger RNA from Cannabis sativa, 1797 nucleotides. RefSeq names its product pheophytinase, chloroplastic. The record is from RefSeq and is a predicted model, not a curated record. Bases 200 to 1522 code for a protein of 440 amino acids. NCBI's taxonomy places the organism in Eukaryota, Viridiplantae, Streptophyta, Magnoliopsida, Rosales, Cannabaceae. The transcript is spliced from 7 exons.